Messenger RNA from Helianthus annuus (common sunflower), 1863 nucleotides. Its product is annotated as flavonoid 3'-monooxygenase. Bases 86 to 1684 code for a protein of 532 amino acids. Lineage: Eukaryota; Viridiplantae; Streptophyta; Magnoliopsida; Asterales; Asteraceae. The record is from RefSeq and is a predicted model, not a curated record. Gene Ontology annotation, molecular function: heme binding; oxidoreductase activity, acting on paired donors, with incorporation or reduction of molecular oxygen; monooxygenase activity. The transcript is spliced from 2 exons.
AAGAAAUUAUUGUAACGCAUGGGCACACGGCUAUAAAUACAGCCAACAACUUGUAUUAUUAUCCUGACAUUUCCAUCAGCCAAAAAUGACAAAACUAAAUGGUCAAAGAUUAUGGUGGUGGGAAGUGAUCAUGAACAACAAAGACGAGUUUUCUCUAGAAAUACUUGUUACCAUUGCAGUAGUCUUGUUGGCUGUUUUAUGGUACAAGUUUACACAUUCCAUCACCUCACCAUCAUUGCCACCAGGUCCCCGAUCCUUGCCAAUUCUUGGGUACCUCCCAUUUCUUGGUCCUGAAUUGCACAAACAGUUCACCAACAUGGCUAACACCUACGGUCCCAUCUUCAAGUUCCAUCUGGGAAGCAAAUUACAUGUCGUCAUAAACUCCUUAGAGUUAGCGAAAGAAGUGGUUCGUGACCAUGAUGAGAUAUUUGCUAACCGCAACCUAACAGUGGCUGCAUCGGUAAUAACUUACGGAGGCCAAGAUUUAGUAUGGUCCAUGAACAACUCAAACUGGCGUAAGCUUCGCAAGAUAUUUGUCCACGAGGCUCUAAGCAGCAAGAAUCUUGAAGCAUGUGGGUCUUUCAGAAUGGAUGAGGUUAGAAAAACCAUAAGGAAUGUGUUUAGUAAAAUCGGUACACCAAUAGACAUAAGCGAGAUUACUUUCAUGACACAGACGAAUGUCCUAACUAGUUUGAUUUGUGGUAACACAUCAGAUAGAGAGAAAAAUAAUAACCAUCUUGCAUCAGAGUUACAGACAGUGUCUGCGAACAUUGUUGAGAUUUUCGGACGGCCGAAUUUGUCUGAUUUCUUCCCUAUUCUUGCGUGGUUUGAUCUACAACGUAUUGAGAGGAACAUGAAGAAACAACUUCAUAAAAUGGAUCAAAUUACUGAAAGCAUGAUCCAAGAUGGAAUAAAAUCGAACUCCAAAAAGGCGCUUGAUGGUGUUGGUGAUCGUGAAAAAAAGAAAGAUUUUCUGCAGAUCUUAUUAGAUCUCAGAAGCCAAGAAGAUGGAACUUCGCUUAGCAUAACCCAAAUAAAGGCACUUCUCCUGGACAUUAUGGUUGCAGGAACAGAAACAACUUCAACACUAAUAGAAUGGGUGAUGGCGGAAAUUAUGAUGAACCAUCAAGUGAUGAAUGCAAUUCAAGAAGAACUAGCAAAAGUUGUAGGUCUAAACAACAUUGUGGAAGAAACUCAUCUCUCACAACUAAAAUAUCUAGAUGCGGUAGUUAAGGAGACACUACGGUUGCAUCCUGUAGUCCCUUUCGUACUCCCACGGUCGCCAAGCCAGGACUGUGUAGUAGGUGGAUAUACAAUUCCAAAGGGUUGUACUGUAUUCCUGAAUGUAUGGUCAAUCCAACGAGAUCCUCGAUAUUGGGACAAGCCUUUGGAGUUCUAUCCUAAGAGGUUCUUGAGUUACGAGAGUUCAAAAAAAUGUGAUUACAAAGGAAACAAUUUGAAGUUCUUCCCAUUUGGUUCGGGGAGAAGAUUGUGUGCAGGUUUACCCUUGGCUGAGAAAAUGACGCUGUUUAUCUUGGCUUCACUCCUUCACUCCUUUAACUGGAGCUUACCGAAGGGUGAAGAGCAUGAUCUCUCUGAAAAGGUUGGCAUAACACUAAAGAAGGUAAAACCACUCACCCUCAUACCAUCUCAAAGAUUGCCCAAUGCUAGCCUCUACAAUUAAUUGUGUUGUACUUUUCCAUAUGGAUAAGAUCCUAUGGAGAAAACAUUGACUUUGUGUUUGAAUGAUAAUUCUUGAAGCAUUUUAGAAUAAUGAUCUAUGUGUAAUCAUGUUGUUACAUUCAGGAAUUUAGUAUGGAACUUUUAAGUGAGUAUGGAAAUGGAACAAAAAUCUUAUUUUCA